Trichobilharzia regenti is the source of this 432-nucleotide messenger RNA. Lineage: Eukaryota; Metazoa; Platyhelminthes; Trematoda; Strigeidida; Schistosomatidae. The record is from the annotation of a GenBank genome assembly.
CGGAUGUAUGGUACAAGUCUGCUGGGAACUAACCCAAAAUGCAGUACACACGAAACCCACACAAGGACACAACUAGCAUCAAACAAUAGGUGGAAUAAUAAGCCAUGGUCAUCACAAGGAUCCAAUCAUUUUUUAUCCCCCGCGUCCCUGUCAGCGUUGAAAAAACAGCUGGUAGGGAUGUUAACACUCCUAAACCACUAGUGCUGGCUCCCUCCUUGCAUGAAAACAGGAACGGUCUAGUGCACCCGUAUCCAUUGGACACACUUGACACUUGCACAAGUAUAGGCCAAAUAAAGAACCCUACCCACUUCUGUAACCUAACUAAAAAUAAAAGUUCCUUAGUCUAUAGCAAAUCCAGUACUCCAACUCCUAAUUCUCCACCGAAAACAGCACACAACAACUCGAUAGACAUAGGUGAGCAUGAUGCUGGAA